Molecule: messenger RNA, 939 nt
Organism: Peronospora matthiolae
Lineage: Eukaryota; Oomycota; Peronosporomycetes; Peronosporales; Peronosporaceae
Source: the annotation of a GenBank genome assembly
AUGAAUAUGUUGGAUGAUGAAGAUGACCAAAGCUUUCACGCUACGCGUGACGGCUACUCCCAUUUGAGCGAUGUCGAAUGGGAUGCGGUUGAACGAAUGGGUUCGACCAUGGGCAUCCAUGCUGUUAGCGUCAUGCUAGAGGCUCUCAAUAGAGAUGCCCAACAUGCUACUAUCGCCAAGUUCAUUCAAAAUGAACUUGACGCAGAACGCGAGAAAGUAGCCUUGCUUCACCAACAAGGUUCUCAACAAGCAGAGUUGUUGAGAGAACAGGGUGCUCAACAGUUUGAACUGUUGAGACAGCAGCAGGCUGCUGCUGGUGGGUCGAUGCACUCGCGUCGACCCGAGACCUUGAAGAUUGACAUCUCCAAGUAUAGGGGAGUCGAAGAGGACUCCCUUUUGAGAUGUUUCGUCGAAUUGGAUGACGCCAUAAGGGCGCGUCGCAUCGACGACGGGGAUAUGCAAGUUGCAUUUGCCCAAUCAUAUCUGGCAGGACGUGCCAAGACUUGGGCACUGGGGCUCAAGUUGCACGACCCAUAUGCGUUUGGGUCGUUGGAAGUCUUCAAGUCGCGGCUCAGACAAACGUUGAAACCACCUAGAGCUGAGUUCAGGGCUCGAACUAGGAGUUCCAACUCGGUUGAUGAACACACGUUGGUUUCGGUGUUCAUGCAGGGUCUUGCGGAUGGUCCCGUCAAGACUCACCUGUUCCGGCUUGAACUAGAUUCACUAGAACAAGCCAUUUCAAUUGCGGAGCAGGAAGACUUCAGUCUGAGACAGGCUCGCGCCAGCUCGACAUCAUAUCGUCAACCGAGACGAUAUGACAACGGAGGUCCAGAGCCGAUGGAACUCUGUUAUGUAGAGAGCGAGAAGGCUCGCUCUACAGGCUACAAGAGGUUGCAGAGAUGCAACAGAUGUCAAAAGACAGGACACUACGCUGUGUAG